Messenger RNA from Talaromyces atroroseus, 321 nucleotides. Its product is annotated as 60S ribosomal protein L30-2. The record is from RefSeq and is a predicted model, not a curated record. Gene Ontology annotation, cellular component: cytosolic large ribosomal subunit. The transcript has 6 exons. Bases 1 to 321 code for a protein of 106 amino acids. NCBI's taxonomy places the organism in Eukaryota, Fungi, Ascomycota, Eurotiomycetes, Eurotiales, Trichocomaceae. Gene Ontology annotation, molecular function: structural constituent of ribosome; RNA binding.
AUGGCCAAAGCUAAGAAGACCGGUGACACCAUCUCCAGCCGUUUGGCUCUCGUCAUGAAGAGUGGAAAGGUCACGAUGGGCCAAAAGUCCACCCUCAAGUCCCUGCGAUCUGGCAAGGCCAAGCUGAUCUUGAUCGCUGGUAACUGCCCUCCUCUUCGCAAGUCCGAGCUUGAGUACUACGCCAUGCUUGCCAAGACCCCUGUCCACCACUUCAGCGGCAACAACAUUGAGCUUGGAACUGCUUGCGGUAAACUUUUCCGCUGCUCUACCAUGGCCGUUCUCGACCAGGGUGACUCCGACAUCCUCGCCCAGGAGGCUUAA